Messenger RNA from Cyclocybe aegerita, 1842 nucleotides. NCBI's taxonomy places the organism in Eukaryota, Fungi, Basidiomycota, Agaricomycetes, Agaricales, Hemipholiotaceae. The record is from the annotation of a GenBank genome assembly.
AUGGCGUCGCCCGUCAACAUCUCCGAGCUCGAGGCAGAGAUUGCAGCGCAGAAAGCCAAGUUCAACGACCUGCGACUGUCUGGCCAACCCUUGGACGAGAUCAAGCAGACCCUCUCCGAGUUGAAGAGGACGCUUGCCGUGGCGAAGAACGCAGGCAAGGAGAAGAAACUCAAGGCAGCAGAUGGAGAGGCGAAGCCAGAGAGCUCGUCACAGGAGAAGAAGAAGGAGAGGCUUCUCCUGAAAACUGCGAAGGGCACCCGCGACUACGGCCCCGCCGAGAUGUUCUGCCGCGAGCACAUCGAGCGUAUCGUCAAAGACUGUUUCACCACCUAUGGCGGCGCCUGCCUCGACACGCCCGUCUUCGAGCGUAAGGACGUGCUGACCGACAAGUACGGCGAGGACGCGAAGCUCAUCUUCGACCUCAUGGACCAGGGCGGCGAGCAACUCGCGCUUAGAUACGACCACACGGUGCCGCUAGCACGGUAUCUCGCGAUGCAGGGCGGGACGUCGACGCAAAGUAAGCUGUGGCAGGUGGGCAAGGUGUAUCGACGGGACAAUCCGGUGAUGAGCAAGGGCAGGAUGAGGGAAUUUACGCAGGCGGACUUCGAUAUUACAGGCACCUGGGACGCGAUGAUUCCUGACGCUGAGAUUCUGUCGCUCCUCCACACCAUCCUCACCAAGCUCGACGUUGGCGAAUUCACCUUUAAGGUAAAUCAUCGCCGAAUCCUCGACGGAAUUUUUGAAGUUUGUGGUGUUCCGCCCGAGAAAAUUAGGAGUAUAUCUUCAGCCGUCGACAAGCUCGAUAAGCUUCCAUGGGCCGAAGUUAAGCUCGAAAUGACAGAAGAAAAGGGUCUCGAUCCUUCCGUCGCAGACAAGAUUGGCGAAUACGUGAAGCACAAAGGCGGUCCCGAGCUCCUCUCUCUCCUCGAAGGCGAUGCUACCCUAACGGCCAACGCGAGUGCAAAGCAAGGCCUGAGUGACAUGAGCAUCCUCUUCACUCUCCUGAAAGCGUACGGCAUCAUCGAGCGGAUAUCAUUCGACAUGUCGCUCGCCCGAGGGUUGGACUAUUAUACGGGGAUUAUCUACGAGGCGAUCGUGGAGGCCAGUGCGCCGCCUGGGUUCAAAGCCGCCAAUGCCUUCGCCUCUGUUCCAUCGGACACCACAACCUCUCCCGCACCUCCAUCUGCACCCGCCGCCGAAUCCAAGAAACCGAAGUCAAGACCAAAAACCACCAACGGCGCUGACGAAGAAAAGGAAAUCGACGAAUCGCAAGUGGGCGUCGGCUCCAUCGCGGCUGGCGGGCGGUACGACAACCUCGUCGGCUCUUUCCUUUGCGGCGCGGCCGGCGUCACGCCUACCUCCAACCCGAAGGACUACAAGAAGUUCAUGGCCUCAGGAGCGCCGUGUGUGGGGGUCAGCAUCGGGAUGGACCGGAUAUUCGCAAUCGUGUGGCCGAAGUGGGUGGAGCGAGGAGCGAGGGCGAAGGGGACAAUGGUAUACGUGAUGAGCGCGGGCGACGGGCUGUUGGAGGAGCGGGUGCGGUUGGUUAAGGAGCUGAGGGACGCUGGGGUUAAGACCGACUUCCUCGCCAAGUCCAAACCUAAAAUCGCCGCCCAAUUCGCCGCCGGCGAGCGCGAUGAGGUGCCCUUCGCCGUCAUCCUCGGUGCGGACGAGCUCAAGGCUGGCCUUGUCACCGUCAAGGAGCAGCGCUGGCAGCUCGUCGACGGUAAGAAGGUCAAGAUCGAGAGCUCAGACAAGGGCACUCAGGUCAAGCGCGAUGAGCUGGUCAACUGGUUGAAGAAGAGCGAGACGUGGGGCGAGUGGGAGGCGGGCGUUUGGUGA